ACCACCCUUGUGAGGACGCAACGUGUAAAUAUGGACACCGCUUGGGUGUUCAUCGGAGCAAUCUUUGUCCUAAUUGGUGAACAAUGUUUAUUUGGCCCGCCUGUGAUGGAAGGCGAUUGGGUUAGAAGGUGGUUGGGUGAUUUGACUGGCCUUCGAUUCAACGUCACACCUCCAGUCUGUUUGUUUAGAUUUUUUUGGUGGAGAGCGAAUCUGCAGGGAAAAACCCACUUCUUCGGAGACUGUCGCAUCAAUCUACUGACUACGAAGACAGCUACAAUGGCUUCACUCUCUCCUCGCAGACCGAGUCGCUGUGCCGGAGGGGCAGUAGUGCAAGCACAAGCUGCAACGGAGCAGUCUUACAUGGAAAGUGUGGUGACCUUCUUGCAAGAUGUUGUCCCUCAGUUUUAAGCUGCGCCAGGGUAGCAGGUCCGUUUACCGGAGUAAUCAGCGGGGCUGGUACCGGAAAAACGGGCUGGAUCCAACGGCUGCAUACGAACCGGACAGGAGGAGAAAAUCCGCGGCGCAGCUCAGCCGAGGAGGAGACUCUCAGGCUUACUCUGGUGGUCUGCAAACUGAUGAAAAGGAGAAGGUCAUUUGGGUUCGUUUUGAGAAGGCUGAUAUCAAUGAUUCUGCCCGCAACUUUGAGUUGAAGAUACAGAGUGGCACAACUGAUCCCCCUCUCUGUCUCAUGAUUGGUUAUACUAAUGGAUUGCAGAUCUGGAGUGUGUCUACAGCAGGGGAGGCCCAGGAGCUAUUCUCAGUGCGUCAUGGCCCAGUGAAAACUGCUCGAAUUUUACCAGCUCCACAUUUCAGUCCUCUGAAGGUGGACGUUUUUUCCGAUAAGAGACCUUUGCUAGGAGUUUGCAAAAGCACAGGGUCAUCAGGAACAAGCCCCCCUUACUGUUGUGCUGACCUGUAUUCACUCAGUACAGGGGAACUCGUCAAAUCAAUUCAGUUCAAGACCCAGAUUCAUGAUCUUCUCUGUAACGAGCAUAUUCUUGCUGUCACCCUACAAGAAAAGAUAGCAGCAUUUGACAGCUGCACCUUAACGAAGAAGUUUUUUGUUACAAGUUGCUAUCCCUGUCCUGGGCCAUACCUCAAUCCAGUCGCACUUGGAAGUCGAUGGCUAGCUUAUGCUGAAAACAAGUUAAUCAGAUGUCACCAAUCAAGAGGAGGAGCUUGUGAUGAUAAUGCACAAUCUUAUACAGCAACAGUAAUCAAUGCCGCAAAGACUCUAAAGACAGGCCUCUCCAUGGUCGGGAAGGUUGUGACCCAGUUAACUGGUACUCUGCCAGCAAGUACUUCAGAAGAAGAAGACUCCCCUCAUAACAUGAGUCGUCGUAGCCUCCAUAACGCCGGUGUAGUCACAGUCAUUGACACUUGUAGUGUUGGUGAGGGACAGGUCUUGGUGAGUGAGGACUCAGAAGGAGUGGGACUAGUGGCUCAUUUUCCAGCUCAUGACAAACCCAUAUCCUGCAUGAAAUUCAAUCCGAGUGGAAUGCUACUUUUGACUGCUGAUAUCCUUGGUCAUGAUUUUCACAUCUUCCAGAUCCUCACCCACCCAUGGGCAUCUUCACAGAGUGCUGUUCGCCAUCUAUAUACAUUACACCGGGGGGAGACUGAAGCAAAGGUCCAGGACAUGUGUUUCAGCCAGGAUAGUCGUUGGGUGGCUAUCAGCACCCUUCGCGGUACUACCCAUGUAUUUCCCAUUAACCCCUACGGUGGUGUACCCUGUUCCCGCACCCAUAUGUCUCCACGGGUUGUCAACCGGAUGUCACGCUUCCAGAAGAGUGCUGGCCUGGAGGAAAUUGAACAGGAGCUGAACAGACUGACAACAUGUGGAAAUUUAGGCGGAGGGAGCAUUGGAGGUGUUGUCCCUGUCCUAGGUGGAGGAGGAGCCAUUGGGGGUCGCUGUAGCCCCAUACUUGGUCUUUCCAGUAGCCCAUCAGGGUCUCCACUUCAUGCCAAGUUAAGCAGCCAAGAAUUGUACAACUUCACCUAUAACAACAUGGCAAAUCCGCGGUUGUCUUCUUUGCCCAACCUCACCGUUGUCCUACCUCUGGCUCAGAUCAAACAACUCAUGACCCUAGGCACAAUCACUAAACGUACUGGCAAAGGUAAGCCACCGCCUCAGAUGUCCCCGAGCAAGUCCAGUGGACGAGAGUUCUGUGUGGCUGCCAUCUUUGCCUCAUCCCGAUCAUGGUUCAUCACAGACCCCACCAUGAAGAGAGAGAAAGAUAAAUCAAGGCAAACCAUUUUCGACUCCUUGUACAUCAUCAGCUGCUAUGGUAACUUGGUAGAGCAUGCUCUCGAACCUCGGCCAGUAAGCACAACACAAAAGAUAAGCCAUGACACUGCUUUAGAACUUCAUACCUCCCCAAAGGCAUGCUGGACUUUAGCAAGAACUCCACAGUGGAAUGAACUGCAGCCACCCUUCACCUCCAAUCAUCCACUAGUUUUGGCUUCUAAUAAUGUGCAGUACUGUCAGCACUUUUUGGCAGGGAGAACAUGUAGUGUUUUGGGACAUGUUGAAAAUCCUUCCCAAGGUGAAUUGAGGAUGCCCCAAGGUAGCCCAAGCCAAAGCAAACAUCAUGAGUAUUCAGCAUCUGAUCACAUUGGGCAGAAUGAUGUGGAGUGGCUCUCUCAGGUGGAGAUUGUUACUCACACAGGUCCGCAUCGUCGGCUGUGGAUGGGACCCCAAUUUCAGUUUAAGACCAUUCAUUCAUCAGGCCAGACUACAGUAAUUUCAUCUUCUUUCGUGCUUCAGUCGCAAGACCCAUCUAAUGCACAGCAGCCUCUCCUAGACUUUGAUACAGAUGACCUGGACCUACUUAGCCUGAAGUAUUGUUAAAAAUAUAUACAUGUAACAGGUGGCUUUUUUGGGCCGCUCCAGUCGGGGUACAAACGCUCAUCCCCACCAUCACCGGCUUGGGACCGUUAAGUGCUGACCACUGAGCUAAAAGACCAGGCUGACAGCUAAGCAGUCACCAUUUUAUAUGAUCUAUAGUGAAGUUUUACUAACGUUGAAUGCUAAACGUUCAGCAAAAUAUGGCAUCCAUUACACUUAUCCCCUGU
Messenger RNA from Syngnathus acus (greater pipefish), 3075 nucleotides. It is a transcript of the gene bcas3, whose product is annotated as BCAS3 microtubule associated cell migration factor. The transcript has 23 exons. The record is from RefSeq and is a predicted model, not a curated record. Gene Ontology annotation, cellular component: cytoplasm. Gene Ontology annotation, biological process: autophagy; response to starvation. Gene Ontology annotation, molecular function: protein binding. Bases 389 to 2851 code for a protein of 820 amino acids. NCBI's taxonomy places the organism in Eukaryota, Metazoa, Chordata, Actinopteri, Syngnathiformes, Syngnathidae.